Molecule: messenger RNA, 627 nt
Organism: Arabis nemorensis
Lineage: Eukaryota; Viridiplantae; Streptophyta; Magnoliopsida; Brassicales; Brassicaceae
Source: the annotation of a GenBank genome assembly
AUGGCGCAGCUACUUUGUCCUGUUUGUACAGAUCUUUUGAAGUUUCAUAACUCGUCUCCUAGCUCUAGAUCAGGUGCGUCGCGAUUCUCGGCGAAGUCAAGCGGUGCUUCGUCUUGGUGCUUACCUGCUUACGCCGGAAACAGACGAAACGGCGCAAUCGGAAGAUUGAGAGUCGCGACUAAGGAUGCUGCUUCUCUUUCCACCGGCGAUGUCACCGAUGAUUACUAUUCCGUUCUCGGAUUGCUUCCAGAUGCGACUCAGGAAGAGAUUAAGAAAGCAUACUAUAACUGUAUGAAAUCUUGCCAUCCAGAUUUGAGUGGCAAUGACCCUGCAACUACAAAUUUCUGCAUGUUCAUAAACGAUAUCUAUUCAAUUCUCAGUGAUCCUGUACAGCGUAUGGUUUACGAUGAAAUUCAUGGGUAUUUAGUGACUGCUAUCAAUCCUUUUCUCGAUGAUUCCAGCCCAAAGGAUAAUGUUUUCGUUGAUGAGUUUGCUUGUAUAGGCUGCAAAAAUUGUGCCAAUGUGGCUCCACAUAUAUUUAAAAUUGAAGAAGACUUUGGAAGAGCAAGAGCAUGUAACCAGCGUGGAAACCCAGAUUUAGUUCAACAAGCAGUUGAAACAUGGUAG